This is a messenger RNA of Acomys russatus (golden spiny mouse), 1098 nucleotides long. It is a transcript of the gene Osr2, whose product is annotated as odd-skipped related transciption factor 2. Gene Ontology annotation, molecular function: DNA-binding transcription factor activity, RNA polymerase II-specific; RNA polymerase II transcription regulatory region sequence-specific DNA binding. Bases 78 to 1016 code for a protein of 312 amino acids. Gene Ontology annotation, cellular component: nucleus. Gene Ontology annotation, biological process: embryo development; regulation of transcription by RNA polymerase II; urogenital system development. The record is from RefSeq and is a predicted model, not a curated record. Lineage: Eukaryota; Metazoa; Chordata; Mammalia; Rodentia; Muridae. The transcript has 3 exons.
UCCGCCUCACGCCCUCUGUCUUCUGAGACCUGGAAGAAAGGGGUGGCUCCCCGUACCCCUCCGGAGCUUUCGGGAAGAUGGGGAGCAAGGCCCUGCCGGCGCCCAUCCCACUCCAUCCAUCGCUGCAGCUUACCAACUACUCCUUCCUGCAGGCAGUGAACACCUUUCCCGCCGCGGUGGACCACCUUCAGGGCCUUUACGGUCUCAGUGCAGUGCAGACAAUGCACAUGAACCACUGGACGCUGGGGUACCCUAACGUGCACGAGAUCACCCGCUCCACCAUCACGGAGAUGGCGGCUGCGCAGGGCCUCGUGGACGCUCGCUUCCCCUUCCCGGCACUGCCCUUUACCACUCACCUGUUUCACCCCAAGCAGGGGGCCAUCGCCCACGUCCUUCCAGCCCUACACAAGGACCGGCCCCGUUUUGACUUCGCCAACUUGGCGGUGGCCGCCACUCAAGAAGACCCCCCUAAAAUGGGAGACCUGACGAAGCUGAGCUCGGGGCUGGGAAGUCCCAUCUCGGGCCUCAGUAAACUGACUCCGGACAGAAAGCCCUCCCGAGGGAGAUUGCCCUCCAAAACGAAAAAGGAGUUUAUCUGCAAGUUUUGCGGCAGACACUUUACCAAAUCUUACAAUUUGCUUAUUCACGAGAGGACCCACACGGAUGAGAGGCCGUACACGUGUGACAUCUGCCACAAGGCAUUUCGGAGGCAAGACCAUCUACGGGAUCACAGGUAUAUCCAUUCCAAAGAAAAGCCCUUCAAAUGUCAGGAGUGUGGGAAAGGAUUUUGUCAGUCUAGAACUCUAGCAGUUCACAAAACUUUACAUAUGCAGGAAUCUCCACACAAAUGCCCCACAUGUGGAAGGACCUUUAAUCAGAGAAGUAAUCUGAAAACUCACCUUCUCACCCAUACAGACAUCAAGCCCUACAGCUGCGAGCAGUGCGGCAAAGUGUUCAGGCGAAACUGUGAUCUGCGGAGACACAGCCUGACCCACACCCCGCGGCAGAACUUCUAGCGAAGCCCAGGAUCGGUCCUGUGCGGCCGCGGCUCCCUCCCCCCCAAGACACCUCUCCGCGCCUCCCACCCGAGGGGCCCAC